UUUGAAAUUUCAGCGGUCGAGCUGUUGUUGUGUGUCACUGGAAGCUACACUGCAGCCUUUGUGUUACGGUUGGAAGUUCAAAAAUAGUCGCAAGCGGUGGACUGAAAAUGUCUUUUUCAAGAGCCCCUUUGAAGAGGUUCAACGAGAACGUAGGUUGUGCUCCUCCACCGGGGUCCUAUGACAUCAGACCCGGGGACCCAAAGGGAGCAGCUUCCUUCGACAAAUCGGAUCGGUUCAGACUGGUCAAGGCGGCCGCUCUGCCACUUCCGUCACCCUCCAGAAAUGCCCUGAUGUCACCUGUCCGCAGGACCAUGUCAGUCGAUGGUCUUGUUGACGGUUCCUCUGUAAAGGAGAAGAAGAAUGCCCUGACCAUGGAAAGGAAGCAGCAGAAACUCUUGGACAAAGAGAUAAGGUCCCUGAUUCAGCAGCGAGGGGAUCAAGACCGUCGCCUGCUGGCUCUAGAAGAGGAUCUGAGGAAGGUGGAGGCCAAGCUGCUGGCUGCAGUCAGGGAGAAGACCGGCCUCGCUGCCAAUGUGACCACCCUCGACAGACAGCUGGUAGAGCUCAAGAAAGUUAACGAGUUCCUGAAAAACAAGGUUUCUGCCGACACUACAAAAAAGAGAAUUAAUUUACUCACAAUGGACUUGAUGGAAGCCAGGAACACUAUGGAUGUUAAAAACAAGGAGUUAAAGGUCCUGCAGAUUACCAUGGAAGGCCAAGCUAAAGUGCUAGAAUCUGACCUGCAAGCUGCCCGGGCUACUGUCACUUCUCUGAAGGAGAGGAAUCACGACUUGGAGAACCUUCAUCAAGUGACCAAAACUCUGAACGAAGAGCUGGAGAAUGAGAAUGCUAGAUUGUUAGCUGUUAUACGGGAGCUGAGGGAGGAGAUCCAGGCUUUGCAGGGAUACCUGGACACAGCCAAUGAUCAAAUCCAGGAUCUCCGUUUGAAGCUCCGAGAGAAGACCCAGGAGAAUUCUGCUGCUGGUUCUCAGGUGGAGAAAGCGACGCUACUAGAGACUGAGCUACAAACAAUCCAGGCUGCAUUGAGCCUGAAAGAGGAAGAGGCCCAGAAAUUCCAGCAAGCGCUGCAGGUGUCAAACAAUGCUUUAGUGGAGCUGGAGAAGAGGUUUGAGAACCAAGAGCUGGUGCUUCAAUCUUCACAAAGGUCCAUGAGUGACAUGGAGGAGCAAAUGGAGUCGGCUAGACAAAAAGUUCAGGACUCUCGAGCGACCGUUCGACAGCAGGAGGCAGAUCUCAAUCGACUGAGAGAAGUGCUCAGAAGGACCGAGAAGGAGCUGGACGAGAGGGUGGCGCACUUGGAGCAGAGGUGUCUGUUCUCUGAGGAAGAAAGAAGCAAGACUCAGGAAGAGGGAAUGAGGAGGGUGGAGGAGUUGAAAACAGAGCUCCUCUUGCUAAAGGAAGCUAGAAAAGAAGAGAAAAACGCUCAGAUUCUGCUGCAGCACGAACAUGCUGCUCUGAGUAAAGAACUGACAAAAGAAAAGUCCCUUGUCGACUCCCUGUCUGUGCUGGUGGAGCAGGAGCGGGAGGAGGCAGACGAGCGCCUUCGACAGCUGAAGGAGGAGAUGGAAGAGGUGCUGGGAGAGCUCGCUGUCUUGGAGGACCAGGAGCAAACGGGGCUGGAGGCGGCGCAGAGGAGCCACGAGACCCUCGAGAGGCUGCAGGAGGAUUACAGCGAGCUGGAGAGACAACUGAGGGAGACCAGGGCACUGCUGGAGAGUAAGAGCAAUGAUGUGGCCGCUUUGAAAGCGGAGCACUCCUCAGCCAUGGCAGAACUCCAAGGGGCGCACGCCAACUCCCUGAGCAAGCUGGGAGACCUUGUCAAGGAGCUGGAGAGCGCCAGAGAGGCUCUACAGGGAGCGGAGGGACGGCAGAAGAAACUGGAAGCCGAGAUGGGCCGAGUGACGCAACAGAUGAAGGAGGAGAUGGACAAAAUGCUUCAGCAGAACAAGGAGGAGGUCAACCGACUGAAGGAGGACUUAAAAGAGCACACGGAGAGGCAGGAAGCUGAGGCGAAAGACAGACAGGAGAAUUCAAGAAAUCUGCUGGAGGUGCAGACUCGCCUGGCACAAAAGGAUGAGCAGAUAAAAGCCAUGGCGACGAGCCACGCAGCCCUGAUCAAUCAGCUUCAGCAGGAGCUACUGCUGCAGACAAAAGAGAGAGAUGAGGCACUGGAGCAACUAGAGGAACAGAGAAAUCGGCUCCAAAAUGAGAAGGAAAAAGCCCAGGGACUGCUAAGGGAGGUCAACCAGGAAAAAGGGGAAAUCAUGGAACAGCUCCGACAAGAAAGAGAAGAGAAAGUUAAAGUUCAGGCGGCUCUUCAGGCAGAAAGGGGAGCAUUGGGGGCUGAACGAGAAGACCUCCAGCAGGUCAGGUCAGAGGUGCUCGCUCUACAGAUUGAGCUUGAGAGAGUACACAAGGAAAGGAAAAGUCUUCUGUCUCAAAUAGAACUCAAUGACCAGAGCAGGCUCGCUCUUGAAAAUCAACUGAACGCGGCAGAGCGGGACAGAGAUCAGGCUCGCCUGGAUGUGGUUGAACAAGGGGGUUUGAUCUUCCAGGCCCAAUUAGACCAUAUGGAGGAGAAGACGCAGACUCUGCAGGGCCAGUUGGAGGAACUGAGACAAGACGGACGUGCUCUGCAGGAGCAGGUACGGCUACUGACUCAGGAAAAGGUCACGCUGCAGUGGGAGAUGGAGGAGCAGCGGCAGGAACUUCAAGGACAAAUUAAUGAAGCACAGGAGAAAAGCACGCAAGGCUCCGAGACGGAACACUGGAGGAAACAAUAUGAGGAGCUGUUUGCCAAAGUCAAGCCCUUCCAGGAACAGCUCAACGCAUUUGCGGCCGAGCGAAACGCACUACUGAAUGAAAACGGAGCGAACCAGGAGGAGUUGAACAAGCUGUCCGACGCCUACGCCCGUCUGCUGGGCCACCAGAACCAGAAGCAGAAGAUCAAACAUGUGAUGAAGCUGAAGGAUGAGAACGUCAGCCUGAAACAGGAGGUGUCCAAGCUUCGGGCGCAGGUGAGCCGGCAGAAGGCUGAUGUGGAGCAGCUGAAGUCACAGCUCCCUGGCAACGUGGGUCGCAGGUUUGAUCCCAGCAAAGCGUUCCAACACGACAAGGAGAACAGGCCAACCGAAGCACUUAAAGAAGGAAAUCAUUAUGCAUAAUGGAGCUUCUCUGCCGGACAACAAACAAACUCAAUUAGAUUUCUAUGGAUUGGUCUUUUUAAUGCUUUAACUCUUAUUUGUGGACAUUUUGUAACUGGCGUCAUACUGUGGUAAAGCCUUUUUGAGUCAAAUUGUGACAGAGCGAGUAAGGAUGUAUGUAUCUGUUUAGAUUUUAACAAUAACUGCUAGAAGCAGAUUGUUUCAGCAGUGUUUUAAAAUAAUAAGGAAAUGGAUGUCUGUACGUCUACACACAAUGCAAAGAACAAUAGCAAAGUCAGCAUUAGAAUAGGUGAUACUUUAAGCAACGCUUAGGACUGCACAACCAGCAUCUCCCUUCUAAGUCUUUCUUCUUUGUAAAUAAAGUCACGUUUAAUUACACUUCUUAAA
Messenger RNA from Gasterosteus aculeatus aculeatus (three-spined stickleback), 3572 nucleotides. It is a transcript of the gene hmmr, whose product is annotated as hyaluronan-mediated motility receptor (RHAMM). Gene Ontology annotation, molecular function: hyaluronic acid binding. The record is from RefSeq and is a predicted model, not a curated record. Gene Ontology annotation, cellular component: membrane. Lineage: Eukaryota; Metazoa; Chordata; Actinopteri; Perciformes; Gasterosteidae.